GUUCGGAUCGAAUCAACUUAGACCCUCGCUCCAUCAAGAGCCAAAAGAAGAGAUAGAUUGCUCUUCAAGAUCCGAUCUUGAUCGCCAGGCGUAUCGCAUAGAGAACGCUGGGAGGUCAUGGUUCAUCAAUCUUGAUCUAGGUCGUCAAGACAUCUCCCGCAAUCGCCAUCAAGACCUACUUUUCAUAAUCAAAUAGAGCGAUACCAACUCCAUCAUGCGGCUCGCACUCCUCUUCUUCCUAUCCUCCCUGAACACGGUGGCCGCCUCGAUCUACUCGCCCAGCAUAUCACGAUGCGGCGUGAGCUCGAGCGAUACCGACCCGUCCAGCUUGAUCAACAUCAGUCAAGCCUGGGCCCAGAUCUUCCCUCCGGCUCGGGCCAAGGAGCUCUCACUCGCCGGAUCGGAGAGUGGCAAGAACGUCUUGCGGAUCAACUUGAUAGGGGAGACGGGCUCGGAUUUGGUCGGGUUCAGUAAUGAGACUGGCAAGCUAGCGACCCUCUUCCAAAAGACCGAAGACCUCACGUUCAACGUCUGGUCAACAGCCACCUUUCUCUGCAACUCGCUCUUCCCCGCAUCCCCUCUCCCUUACCCCUACAUUCCUCAGAACACGACCUACUGCCCCCUCUCCGCCGGUCCCCUCGCUAUCAACAUCUCCGUACCCCUCUCACACCAUUUCGGACUAGCCACCCUGGAAAACGAAUUCCGUAUCGUCGACUCCUCCGUGCCCGCCCGGGAACUAGCUUGUAUCCGGUUCGAACUCUCCCCCUAUUACCCUUCCGACUGGUACUGGUCCAUGAUCCUCUGGAUCCCCGCAGGUCUCGCUAUCGGGUACUGGAUCUCUUCCUGGGCAGGUCGGUUCGCCGCAGGGUGGGUCGUCGGCAAGGUCGGCGAUUCUUCUGCCGGUGAAGACGAUGUCGACGCCCGGGUAGGCUUGUCUAGCAGUGGCGGAUCGGGCGGACGGUCGGGAGGAGGGAGAAAGUGGGGGACGAUGUUGGUCAGCGGGUUGAGCGGAGAACGACUCGGAGUGAGCGGAGGUUUAUUGCGGUUCAUCACACCCGGGUUUAGGGAUGUCAUCUGGCAUCUCCAGUUCAUCAGCGUGCUCGGGAUGACGGCCGUUCAGUGGCCCAAUUUCGCUUACCCCAUCCUAGCCACCACUUCGUGGUCCAACCUGGUCGGCAACGUCACACUCGUCCAGGGCGACAAUCCCGAGUCGAAGCGACGGGACCUACUCGCCAUCCGACCAUCUCCUAUUCCCGAAAACUUUGUCGACCAAUUCAAUUCGCUCGACUCGCCGCUCCACAUGGACUCGUCGGCUUCCAACAUGUUCAUGAACAUGCGCAACUCGGCCAGCGGGCUCGAAUCGUAUGCCACCGCCAUCGGCCUGCGAUCCAGGGACAUGUACGGGACCUGCGUGGCUUUGUUCCUCGCCAUCGCCGCGGGCAUCAUCGGUUUCAGCUUGCUCUUCUGGAUCGGACACGCUAUCGUCGACGUCUUGUUCUUGAGCGGCAGUUCACGUCAGAGCAAUAACAACAACCCCGCCAUCCAUCUCGCUGCUACCACGACGGGCACGGCUCAGAGCAGGAAGAGCAUGGGAGGUGGACAUCGAGCUAGCGAGAGUUAUUCGUAUUCCGAAUACGACAUGUCUCUGGGUAAAAAGUCUGGCGUCGAGUCUGUUCCGCCUACUCCGGGAGCUUCCUCUGCGCUCAACUUUGGCGCAGGAAUCGCCUCGAGCGGUCCGUCACAAGCGACUCGUCAGACAAGGUGGAAAAAGGGCUGGGCCAAGUUCAAGCUCAAGGGGCCUAUGGGCGCGUUCCAUUUCGCCGCUUUGUGUGGCAACCUCGUCCGUAUCUUGAUUCUGUUUCACUUGCCCCUGACCUUAUUCUCGGUUUACCAAUGGACGAUCAGGGACGUGGCAUCGCUCGCCUCGGUCAUCCUUUCCGCCCUCACGUUCGCGGUCUUCUCGGUCCUGCUGCCUAUCUACCUGUUGAUUCAGGUAUCGACAACCCCCACUGCCAAGCUCUACGAUGCCAUGCGAACCUUGCUCUCGCUCGGACCGCUCUACAAUAUCUACGCACAGGGAAACCAGCUCUAUCAGGCCCUUCGAUUCGUCGCCAGUCUCGCUACCGGUAUCGCGAUCGGAGCGGGUCAGAAGAACGGUACCGCCCAGGCCGUCGUCUUGUUAGUCAUUGAGAUCGCGUUCGGUCUCGUGACUACCAUCUGGCAGCCAUGGAGGCCGGGAGCCGGGAUGGUCGUCCCUGGUUUCCUCUUUACCGUCAUCAGGAUCGCCUCGACUGUACUGCUCCUGAUCAUGAGUCCGGCAAUCAACAUUGGUCACGCCGUAUCCGGCUGGAUAGCCUACACUAUUCUCAUUCUCCAGGGUGUCGCUUUGCUGGCUUUCCUGGUCAUGCUGCUAUCCAAGGUCAUGGAAGGUCUCAUCCGGCUCUUUGGCAACGUCAAAUUCGCAGACUCGACGCACGCCCUGGAUGGCGGACUGUUCGCAGCAUUCGGUGGCUUGUCGCAGGCGAGUCGACGUAAACGACGCAAGGCUGGCAAAGCUUCGACUAUCAAUCGAGAUUCGAUGGCGGGCUCAGUCAACACGCAGAUGAUGCUCGAUCGGUUCUCGACGCAUACCACCGCGGGACCGAUCUCACCCGAUGGAAUUGGCAACACGGGUUACUUCCCUGGGCAAACGCCGGGUGGGUGGCCGGUACUUCGCAGUCCCAACACUGGUUACGCUCCGGUAGACUCGUCUCACGAAGAGGUGUUGCAAGACGAGACGGCACCUCGAGGCUUCUCCGUUAUCCGAGGCGGCAAGGCCACGUACAAAGACCCGUACCGAAGCGUACCCGCGGACGCUGGACCCUCUACGCCCAACGACUUUAGCUAUCAACUCCGGCCGAUCCUAUCUCCAACGCAGACGAGUCGUCAAGGAGCGGGUCCUUCCGGACGGCACUCUCGAACGAAGUCGCAAACGGCCGUUAUCGAGAGCCUCCCGUCGUCGCAUUCGGACUCUCCCAAGAGCAUGUAUCCGCCGCUCGGUGGUUCUGGCGAAAACACACCGACCUGGAGUCCGACCACGACGCCCACGGCUGAAUCCUUUUUCGCUCGAGACUUUGCUCGACCUGCGGCGUCGCAAAGGAAUCCCCGGGACGAACGACAGCAGGUCGAGUCGCCCACGUCUGAACAGGGCGAGUCUGGGAAGCGGUCGCGACCCACGAGCUGGUUUGGACUGGGCAGCAGGAGAAACACACAGGUGGACUCCGACGAAGAAGAGGAGCUAGACGAUUACGGCGCCAGAGUCGAUCCAGAGCCUUCUCGGCACGGCAACUGGUUCUCGUCUCUCGGUCUUAGCAGUGACAAACGGACUCGCUCGAGCGUGGACGAGCAACGAGUCGACGAAAACGCUUUGCGCAAGAGCAACGAUGUCGUGCUCAAUGACGAACCAAACACGCGGUCGUUCAAGGUCAACCGCAACAAGUCGUCAUCCACUAGUCGCACGUCGCAAUCGGUACCACCUUCGCCGACGGUCGUUACCAUGCCCGACUUGCCGCAAGAGGCGUUGAGGCAGGCAUCGCAACCUCAACGAAGCUUUGUCGUCAAACGAGCCAAUCAGUCGGGUCAGAACAGCGCCAAUGCGUCUCAGCAGGCUUCUCCCGUUGGUCUGCCCGCCGCGCUACCUAUCGCCCUCGACGCCAACAAGCCUGAGCCGACCGGCAAGAGCUUUGUCGUGAACCGACAGAACCGACCGGGGCCAGCCGUCUCUUUUGCACCGCCAACGAGCUGGAACCCCCCUCCCUCGUCGCGAUAACGAUCGAUAGGACAGAUG
Messenger RNA from Filobasidium floriforme, 3826 nucleotides. RefSeq lists its product as uncharacterized. The transcript has 7 exons. Gene Ontology annotation, biological process: transmembrane transport. Bases 215 to 3808 code for a protein of 1197 amino acids. Lineage: Eukaryota; Fungi; Basidiomycota; Tremellomycetes; Filobasidiales; Filobasidiaceae. The record is from RefSeq and is a predicted model, not a curated record.